Molecule: messenger RNA, 2333 nt
Organism: Vitis riparia (riverbank grape)
Lineage: Eukaryota; Viridiplantae; Streptophyta; Magnoliopsida; Vitales; Vitaceae
Product: probable serine/threonine-protein kinase PBL26
Exons: 5
Coding region: 807-2090 (427 amino acids)
Biological process (GO): protein phosphorylation
Molecular function (GO): protein kinase activity; ATP binding
Source: RefSeq, a predicted model, not a curated record
ACUUCCCCGCCAGACUUGACCCGAUUUUGUUCCCCACGUUCAAACUCUCUCUCUCUCUCCCAUUCUCCAUUUUUUUUCCGGAGAUCCCACCCCCAAACCUACCAUAUUUGGUGGCUUUGUUGCCAACACUGAUCCUUAGACCCUUCUUGUUUCUGGGUCUCUAUCCUUAUCCCAAUUCAUUCCUCCAUUUCUCUAAUUUUUUUUUCUAGUUUUGUGGUGGUUUCUGCAUCAGGGUUUUGUUGGGUGUGCUGUUUUUUUUUUUUUUUUCCUUUAAUUUCCCCUUUCUUUCUCUUAUUAUAUUCCAAGGGAAAUUUGUGAUUCAACCAGCAUUCUAACAAAAAAAAAAAAAAGUUUAUAGAUUUUGAUAUUGUUGAGUUGAAAUAAAAAAAUCAAAAUAUUUGGAGUCUUCUUUUCUUUUGAAGGUUCAUGGGAUUUAAGUUCUUGGAGGGAAUUCUGCUUGCCCAUAUUUAUGCUCUCACUUGGGGAUUUUGAUAUUAAUUUCUUGAAUUUUGUGAUUGAGCUUUUGUCAGUCUUAUAUAUGAUUUUGUUUGCUCAAAUGAAUGCCUAGUUAUUGGAGUUCAUCUUAUAUAUACAGAUUUCCAUGUUUUCAUGCAUGAUCAUAACCUGUUUUUAUGGCCUCUUAAAUCGAUAAACAAGCCUUCUUGCAUUUACAUUUUUUUACAAGCAUAGCGUUUGUUUCUUGGAGGACACAUUUGAUUUCUUUCAUCUUUUCGUUUUCGGGUUCUGGUGGGAUUGUGGGAUUUCCGGGCAUUUAGCUUUCCUUUAGGAUUAGUCCGUGUUGAAAAAUGAGCUGCUUCCCGUGUUUUUCCUCGCAUGAAAAGAAAUCAGCUAAGAGGAGCACCAACACCAGGAACGGGGACUUGCCUCCUGCUGCAGCUGCAGUUACAGCUCCUAUUAAACAACCCGUUAGACCACCGCAGCCGGUGAAUCCUAAGCCACAGAGCAUAGCUGAAACUACAGAUACAAAUGAUGCCCCUACUGAUGGAAAGAAUAUUGGGUCGCAAAUUUUCACUUUCCGAGAGCUGGCCUCAGCAACCAAGAAUUUCCGGCAGGAAUGUCUAGUGGGGGAAGGUGGAUUUGGAAGAGUUUAUAGAGGUCAACUCGAGCAAACUGGCCAGAUUGUAGCUGUGAAGCAACUUGACAGGAAUGGAUUGCAAGGAAACAAAGAGUUUCUUGUGGAGGUUUUGAUGUUGAGCCUCCUACACCAUGAAAAUCUGGUAAAUCUUAUAGGAUAUUGUGCUGAUGGAGAGCAAAGACUUCUGGUAUAUGAGUACAUGCAAUACGGAUCUUUGGAAGACCAUCUACUCGAUGUUCCACCAGAUCAAAAGCCUUUAGAUUGGUUCACCAGAAUGAAGGUAGCACUAGGUGCUGCCAAAGGUUUGGAAUAUCUUCAUGACAAGGCCAACCCCCCUGUCAUUUAUCGCGAUUUGAAGUCCUCCAACAUCUUGCUGGACAAAGAUUUCAAUGCAAAACUCUCUGAUUUCGGGCUAGCAAAGCUCGGAACUGGUGAUGACAAGAUCCAUGUAUCUUCAAGGGUAAUGGGAACAUAUGGUUAUUGUGCCCCAGAAUAUCAACGAACAGGUCAACUGACUCUAAAGUCUGAUAUAUACAGUUUUGGAGUUGUUUUACUAGAGUUGAUCACUGGAAGGAGAGUGAUUGAUCCCACAAAGCCAGCCAAGGAGCAAAAUCUAAUCAACUGGGCAGAACCAAUAUUUAAGGACCCAAGUUCAUUCCCACAACUUGCUGAUCCACAUCUUCAAGGAAACUAUCCGAGGAGAGGACUGAACCAAGCAGUUGGGAUUGCAGCGAUGUGUCUCCAGGAGGAACCAGCAGUCCGUCCCUUGAUCAGCGAUGUGGUUUCUGUUCUCAGUUUCCUUUCCGUGGCUCCAGAGACAGGCGUUCCUCUACCUCUGCCCACUCCCCCGACUGAUAACACGACGAGCACAAAUGAAAAUCAUCGGGAAGAUAUCAGAAGGGAACGUGAACGAGAAGUAGCGGAAGCCAUGGAGUGGGGAACAAAUUCAAGGAACCACAUGAGACCACAGGGCGGAAGUGAUUCUACAAUGUAAACUUUUUCUUGAGAGUAAUGCUAUAUAAUUUCCAUGAGAUCGUCUUAUUCUUUGUUCUCUCAUGGCUUCUCUCUUCUAAAAAUAUUUGAUUUCACUCACCGGCAAUGAUAGUAAUUAUGAGCUAUCUAAAUGAGGAUGAAGUUAUACAUGAGGAGAAUAUUGUGUGUCCCAGCUGCAUUCCACCUUUAUUUUUUCCAUACAUGGAAUGUGAACAAUUUUUUGAAACCAUGUGAAGUUAUGUGA